Sardina pilchardus (European sardine) is the source of this 7903-nucleotide messenger RNA. RefSeq names its product NBAS subunit of NRZ tethering complex (gene nbas). Gene Ontology annotation, cellular component: Dsl1/NZR complex. Gene Ontology annotation, biological process: retrograde vesicle-mediated transport, Golgi to endoplasmic reticulum. Gene Ontology annotation, molecular function: SNARE binding. The record is from RefSeq and is a predicted model, not a curated record. Lineage: Eukaryota; Metazoa; Chordata; Actinopteri; Clupeiformes; Clupeidae. The transcript has 52 exons. Bases 9 to 7193 code for a protein of 2394 amino acids.
CCGAAAACAUGGCUGUCGACAAUAUUUUGGAAGAUGAAGAGGAAAACAUUUUGUAUGAUUUACUCAUAAAUACUGAGUGGCCGCCCGAGACAGACACACAGUUGAGGGGAUUCAAGGAGCAUGACUCGUCCUUGAUCGCCAAAGCAGUGACUGGUCCCUUCAGGUUCAUCCUUCACUACCUAUGGUACAGCCCCUCUAGUUCUUCACUGCCCCCAGGACUUGUGCGUCUGGCCACCAAACAGAUCAACUGGCAGCUGGUGUUGGCAAGUAAUGGGAAGCUGUUGGCGGUGGUUCAGGACCAGUGUGUGGAGAUCCGGUCUGCAAGGGAUGAUUUUGCCUCAGUCAUUGGGAAAUGCCAAGUGCCCAAGGACCCCAACCCUCAGUGGCGGCGGGUGGCGUGGAGCCACGACUGUGGCCUCCUGGCAUAUGCAGACAGCACCGGCACCGUCCGCGUCUUUGACCUGCACGGCAGCGAACUCUUCGUCAUCCCACCGGCGGUGAGUUUCCCAGGAGACUUCAGCUACGCGGCAGCUGGUCUUGUGUUUCUGGAGUACACGGCCAGUGCCCAGUGGUCCGCAGAGCUGCUGGUCAUAACCUACAGCGGUCAGCUCAAGAGCUACCUGGUCAGGUACGACCCCCAACCUUCAAGUAAUGGCACCAAUCAGGCAUUCCAAGAAAGCCACACCUUCAGUUUCUCUGCCCACUACACCAAUGGCAUUACCACGGCCAUCUACCACACAGGCCACAGGCUCCUGUUGGUGGGCGGCUGUGAGUCGAGCGACGACGGCAUCUCCCGGGCCGCCCGCUAUGGCCUGACCGCCUGGAGACUGUUGUCAGGGCAACCGCACUAUAAACAGGUCACCAGCUACGAGGACGACGUGGGAUCGGCUCAAAGGAGAGGUUUCUUCAGAAUCCCCAGCUUCAGGCUUUUCUCUCGACAAAGCAAUGAGAUGGAUGGAGUGUUCAGGAUGAGUCUGUCUCCAGACGGGGCUCUGCUGGCCGUGGUUCACUUCUCCGGCAGACUCAGUCUCUGGGACGUCCCCUCUUUCAAACACAGGGCCAGCUGGGAGCAAAGCCAACAGCCAGGAUUUGAUGAAAUCAACCCAGAGUGGAGGACCUCUCUGGAAAAGAGGAAAAAGAUAAAAGAUAAGGAGCAGUACGGUUCUCUGAUGGACGUGAGCUGGUGGAGUGCCGCUGCCCUCAUUCUGGCCCGCUAUUCCGGUUCCCUCACCGUCUCCUCCAGUAGAACCCUCCGGAACCUACUGGGGAAGUCCUGCGAGUGGUUUGAGCCAUCGCCCAGGGUUACGUCUGCUCAUGACGGAGGAUUCCUCAGUCUGGAGUGUGAGGUGAAGUUGGCGCCCAAGCGUGCCCGCGUGGAGGCCAGCAGCCCCGGGGCCGAGGACAACGACGACAACGGCGGCGGCGGCGGCGGCGGCGGCGAGGACGACUCGGACUCGGACGAGGAGGGCUCGGCGCGCGCGCGCUACUUCGGCUACGUCAAGCAGGGCCUGUACUACGUGACGGAGAUGGAGCGCUUCGCCCCGCCCAGGAAACGCCCGCGCGCCGUCCUCAAGAACUACCGGCUGGUCAGCCUCCGCUCCACCACGCCCGAGGAGCUCUACCAGAGGAAGAUUGAUAAUGAGGAGUACGGUGAGGCCUUGUCCCUGGCUCAUGCCUACAGUCUGGACUCUGAUCUGGUCUACCAGAGACAGUGGAGGAAGUCCACCGUCAGCAUCGCCUCCAUUCAGGAUUAUUUGAGCAAGAUAAAGAAGCGCUCGUGGGUGCUGCAUGAGUGUGUGGAGCGUGUGCCGGAGAACGUGGACGCUGCCAAGGAGCUGCUGCAGUACGGACUCAAGGGCACCGACCUCGAGGCCCUCAUCGCCAUCGGCAACGGAGAGGACGGUGGCAGGUUCAUCCUUCCGGGUGACGUUGAUGUAGAUGACACUCCGUAUGAAGACUUCCUUUCGGCUGAGGAGGAGAUGGACAGAAGAAAGGAGAAGGAACAGAAGAAGAGACAAGAGCUGCUCAAGAAAGUGGACUUCAGCAGGUUGACGCUGGAACAGAAGGAGCUAUGCCGAAGUCGUCUGAAGCUUCUCUGCUAUCUUGACAGGCUGGCCACCUAUGAGGAGAUAUUGGGCGGCCCUCACGCCGCCGAGGAGAGAUAUGAUGCUGAAUUCUUUAAGACUUUCCGCAGUCAGAAUAUUGUCCAGUCAGCAAGAAACUAUGCCAGGGAGAGCAACGUCCAGGCCCUGGACAUCCUGUUCACCUACCACGGGUCAGAGUUGCUGCAGCAUCGUCUGGCCAUCCUCCGCAAUUUCCCAGAAACCACCUCUCCGCACGAGUACACCAUCCUGCUCCCCGAGGCCUGUGUUGAUGAUCAGGGCAGUCUGGUAUGUAUUCCAUGGGAUGAGCGGAAACACAGAGACACAGACUGGUGUGAGGAGAGGGACUGCAGAUCACAGGUGGAGACCAACAUUCCUGAUGAGGAUGACUUCCUGUAUGUGGAGGCAGACCUUGAGAGGUUCCGCAUAGCGGAUCCACCAAUCAUACUCCUCACUGACUGGUACCUCACGCGGGCUCAAGAUAUUGAAAACAACUCCAGACAGGUGGACUGUGCACUGUCAUUGGUUCGUCUGGGGAAGGAGCGGGAGAUCCCAGGGCUGGAGCGCCUGUGUGAUGACCUGGUUACCCUGGAGACACUGGUGUAUGAGACGUCAUGUGACCUGAGCCUCAGCCUACGGGAAUUGCUGAAGUUGCGGGACAUUGACAAGCUCCGCCUUAUCAUGAAACAAUCCUCAGAGCAGAAGUAUGUGCGGAACUGUUUCCAGUGGAUGGUUCCCUUCCUGCAGCGCUGCGAGAGAGAGGCUGGGACAGGGGGAGGAGUCGAGGGCGGAGCCGAGGGUCCAGCCGCCUCCCUCCUGGGGGAGUACCUGGUGUCACUCGCCACAGAGGACCUGGCACGGCCCCUCAAGAUGUUCCAGCAGUCCAAGCCUGAUUGUAACCAGAAGAUCAUCUCGGACCCUGACCAGCUGAUGCGAGUGGCGCUGGACUGCAUCUACAGCUGUGAGAGGGACGACCAGCUGCCUCUGUGCUACGACAUCCUGGAGUGCCUUCCUCAAAGGGGAUACGGGCCAGAGACCAGUGUAACGAGAGACCUACACGAUCGAGUGGACCUGCUGGAGAAACACCUCAGUGUGGCGGAGGUGCUGGAGAAGCAUGGUCUGAGGAAGCCCAUCUCCUUUGUGAGGAAGAGCCAGAGCAGUGCAGAGGAAGCCCAUGAACUCAUGGUCAAGCUCACCAGACACGUGGGCCGCAGGGCCACACCAGUCAGUGAGAAUGAGUGGAAGAACCUGCUUCAGGACCUCUUGGAGAUGCAGCAGAGCGUUUACACGUGUCUCAAGCCAGAGAGCUGCCAGGAGGUCUUCACGGAGAGCCUGCUGUGUUCGGGGCGUCAGGAGACGGUCGCUCUGGCGGGUCAGAUGAUGCACUGCAGCGCGCAGGCCGAGGACACGCCGGUCAGCGUGUCGCUACGGUUACGGGCGGCGGGCCGCGUGGCGUACGGCCGGAGCGUGGAGCUGGUGCUGGCCGCCGCCCGCGAGUACUUCAACUCCUCCGCCACGCUACGGGACCCGUGCAUGAACUUGGCACGGUCGUGUCUCUUGCUGAUCACGGACUGUCCAUCUGUCGUGGCUGAAGAGCUGGACCUCAUCAGUGCUCUCUCUCGACUGGAGGACCUCAACGUCAAAGUCCUCCCCCUGCAAGUCCGUCUCCGUGAGGAUCGUCUGUCCCUGAUAAGGGAGUGUGUAUCCGAAUGUCCCUCUGCUUAUAAGCAGGCCACGACUCUUCUGGAGCUGGCUAGACUGCUGCGAGUGGCAGGUGAUGACGAGGGGACUCGUAAGGGCCAGGUCCUCACACUAUUGGCUGAUCAGGCUCUCCAGGGCGGGGACUUCAAGUUCUCCUACAGCCACUGUCAGGAACUCAUGACCACAGGCUACAGCGGUGGCUGGGAUGUGUGUGCACACCUGGGGGAGUGUGAGGGAUACACUGACCUGCCCGCGCGUCAGAAGCUGAUGGCCUUCUCUCUGACCCACUGCCCUGUGGGCAGCAUCCAGAGCCUCCUAGCUGCCUCCAGCACCCUGGAGACACAGGUGCUGUAUCAGGCUGUGAACUACCAGAAAGACCCGACCCAGUCUGAGGAAGGUUCUGAAGGGACACCAGAGGAAGAGGACUCUGAACAGUCGGCUGACCUGCUGCACAGGACCACGGCGCGCACCAUGCAGGUGCUGACCCAGACCGGGGAGACCACCAGAGCCGUGCUGUCCGUCGUCACCGACAAGCAGUGGUGGAGGGACUCGCUCAACUACCUACGGCCCCUGCAGGGUCACGGGAUGUCCACAGGAGACGCAUCAGCCAAUCACAAUGCCGAUCUGGAGAGGCAGGCCUGCCACCCCUUCUAUGAGUCUCUCUUUGAGAACCCUUAUGUCCAUCCGAGUGAAGAUGUGUACAGCAAUUAUGACUACACGCCCAGUGAGGACUUUGCAGAGGUGCUUCUGAGGACUGGGAAACUGGCUGAGACCCCCAGCGAAGGACAGAACAUCUUCCCUGCCACAGAGGUUCUCCUCCAGCUGGCGUCUGAUGCUUUUCCUCGGGACAUGACACUCGCCCUGGCCUACUUAUUGGCUUUGCCUCAGGUGCUGGAUGCCAACAGCUGUUUUGAGAAGCAGCCUGCGAGUGCCCUGUCGCUGCAGCUGGCGGCCUACUACUACUCCCUACAGAUCUACUCCCGCCUGGCCCCCUGCUUCAAGAACGCCAAGCACCCCCUCUACAGGGCGGACCCGAAGGAGCUGAUUCGUUUGGUGACGCGUCACGUCGGCGAGAAGCAGGACGACGCCGCGGAUUGGCCGGCGGAGGUGGGCGUUCUGAUUGGCCAGCUGCGGGCGUACUCGGAGCGUCUGGCCGACUUCACGCAGGCCCAGGUGCUGCAGGGCCUCGGACGCGGAGUGGACACGCAACGCUUCAGCUCCGACGCCCAGUACAAGAAGGAGACCAUCCUGGGCCUCGCCGAGACACUGGAUGAGAGUGUGUACCACAUCUCCAUCUCGUUGGCUCAGCGCUACAGUGUUCCUCUCUGGGAGGUGUACAUGACACACCUGGAGUUCCUGUUCACCGAUAGUGGGCUGGCCACCAAUGAGAUUGAGAGCCGCUGCGAGACUCUGGGUCUACUGGCCACACUGAAGAGCGAUCCGGAAGAGUUCUAUGCCCACAUGCUCAAGUACGUGUACCCGGCCAUCGCAGGAAGUGACCUCAGCCGACUGCUGCUCUACUAUUCGCUGCUGGAGUCAUGUGACUGCACACAGUAUGUCACCGCGGCGAUGAAGCCCGACACGCACGUCAAACUGCUGAAGAAGCUCAAGGCUGUAGCCAGCGGCCUGGACUACCGCAAGCUCACGGACGAGUCCUCGGACCCUCUGCUCGCCCUGGAGCCCGUGCUGACCAGCCAGAACGUUCUGUCCAUCUCCAAGCUGCUCGGACGCCUCCCGCUGAGGCCAGCCUCCGCGUCAGCGUCGUCCGGCGGUGGCGGAGGGGUCAGCGGCGGCGGCGGUCUCAGCCCCAGCGCGGUGCACGGCGCCUGGCUGCGGAAGCUGUUCUGGCGCGGCGACGUCCAGGUGCUCAAGAAGCCGCCGCAGACGGACGGCGAGUUCCUGCACGCCUACGACACCUGCGCCAAGUACCUGGACCGGCUGCUGCCCGCCGACGCCGUCGCCUUCCUCGACUCCGUCGCCUUCUCGCCCGAGGCCGCCGAUCAGCUCUCGGUGGAGACCCGCUGUGAGAUUAGCAGGCGCGCUCUCAAGUCCCUGCAGACGGCGGCCGAGAAGAGCAGGAAGAAGGGUGGCGACGACGGAGAAGGCCCCGCCUCCUUUGAGACCGCCCUCUCCCACCUCAGCCAAUCAGUGGCCCACCUCGAGACUCUGACCCUGGACUUCCCCCUGUCACUCAAAAACAGCGAUGAAGUGCUUGAGCGGAGCUACAGCCGCCUGUACGACCUCUCGCGCUCUGAAGGUCCGAAGGUCCACCAGCUGGCCGUCACCAUGGCGAUGGACGGCCAGCCUCUAGGGCGCAUCCAGCAGCUGCUCCAGGUCGCCGUGGGAACCUCUGAGCUGUCCGUCAAGGGUGUGAUGCGAGACGCCGUGGAGCGGAUCAUAUUGGCAUUCAGUGGAGAUGAAGAGGUGCUUAAAGACUAUCCAGACCCACUGAAGGUUCUAGAAGGCAUUGUCGCCGCUGUACACGUCCAUGUUGAGAAUGGUGGAGGCUUGGUGAGUUCGGAUGAUGUGUUGGCAUGGUUACGGCCGUUCUGCGGGGAUGACAGCCGCCCAGUGCGUCCACGGAUCGAGGUUCUGAAGGUUCUGGAACAUUCCUUCAGUCUGAGCGAAGAGGACAUCCGGCUACUGGUGUUCUUCCGGAGCCAGGCUGUGCUCAAGGCAGGCUGGCCAGACAGAGAGCUGGAGAUGAAGGACAUAGCGGAUGAACAGACUCGUAUGUCUCUCUUCCUGGAUCUCCUCUCCUCCAGCAGCCAAUGGGCGGAGUUCCAGCACCUCAUGCUCCUCCUCCAGGCGUGGCCUCCCGUAACCGGGGACAACAUGACGGACCCCGAGCGUAAUCCCUGGGUGAGCCUGACCUCUAGUGUCCUCAACCACUCUUCACCUGGGUCAAAGGUCAUCAACAUCGGAGACGAGGUGUUGGCCAUGUGCCGCAGCCUCUACCCCACCAAACACACCCUCCCCCCUCAGUGUAUAAGCCGUGUCUCCACACUGCUCCUGGAUCAGGCCUUGUUGCUGCCCGCCCUGAAGCUGAUGGCUGAGAGUCGAGACGAGCAGCUGCUCUCACAGGUUCUGGAUCAGCUCAAAGCCGUCUCUCAGAUGGACGACACUAAAUGUGACUCGGAGCUGCUGUCUCUGCUGUUGACCGCUGGCCUGCUGAUUGGCUGUGUGGAGACGGCCUACUACCCGCGCCUGGUGUCCCACCUGCUGACCAACCACCAGGAGGGGGGCUGGGACGUGGAGGCGUCCGCCCGGGAGCUCUCCCAGGCCGGCCACACGGCUCAGGCCGGCUCCCUGCUUCUGGCCUACCGUGGGACUCAUCCAGGACAGCUCACCUUCAGCUCUGCACUCUCCGUCAUCCGCCAGUGGCUGUGAGAGAUGGAGGUGUGUGUUUGUGUCUUACACCCAACACAAAACUUGCAUGGAAGCUUUGCCUUUUUGGAAAACACUCUAACACACUAACCCAGUUUAGAUGAAGAUGUCACCGCAGAGCAAAUACAUAGACAGUUUUGUGGAGAGGGGAGGGGGUGCAACUGUGGAAGUGUCACACACACACACAUGGUUUGAUAAAGCCGGCUAGGUGUGUGUGUACACCUGAUUUCCUGUGUGUGUGUGUGUGUGCGUGUGCGUGUGUGCGCACGCAUGUGUGAGUGUGUAAGAUUGAGACCGCCAUAGUGAGAAAGGGAAAUACUGACUGAAAGAAAUAUUAAACCUCAAGUGUCAUGAUUACAAUCCACCUCAAUCUAUCAUUAAUUAUAUUAAUAAAUAAUCAUGUUCUUAGUAUGUUUUUUCUAUUGUUGUCUUUUUUUGUAUGCUUCUGAGACAAACAGGAUCUAGUUCAAAUGAACAAAAGUCUUUUGGGAUGUUUGACAUAAUUGUGGGUUUAACUAAAGAGAACGUUUUUGUCAUUAAUCAAGAUAGGAAGUUUGGCCAUAUUUGUUUAUUUUAUUGUUGACAUUGUAGACUUUAUGAUAUGUUUGAGUAUCUGCUUCAGUUCUCAGCCUUUUUGGUGUGAUGAAUGGUUCCUAUGUAGAUGAUCUUGUCUUGGUUUGAAUAAAGUUCAGAAUAAAGUUGGUGGGGAACAA